Molecule: messenger RNA, 2416 nt
Organism: Thalassophryne amazonica
Lineage: Eukaryota; Metazoa; Chordata; Actinopteri; Batrachoidiformes; Batrachoididae
Product: SH3 domain-containing kinase-binding protein 1
Exons: 7
Coding region: 159-821 (220 amino acids)
Source: RefSeq, a predicted model, not a curated record
AACUUUGUGAAAGUUCAAAGCCAUUCCAAGUUGUUGCUUUAAUCAGCACUUGGCCUUCACUGCUACAGUGUGCUAAACUUAGCUGUCACUGUGGAACUUUUACUGCUCACCAGUGGGUCACAAUAGAGCUGUGGGUGGACCGUAUCGAGUUACAGCAGAUGCUGCUGUAUCUCACCAGUGAUGCCAACAAAACGGGAUUGCUUGUAGACACUGCAAAUUUUUCCUCUUUCAUUCUCCAUUUUGCCUUGGUACUCCUUUCUGUCGCCAUGGGCAGCUAUAGCUCAGCUCUCAUUCCUGACACUGAAGAGUUUCGCUCAAUUGUGUCAGACAUGGAGAGACUGAAUGAGCGUGCCCCAGAUGAGCGCUUACAGGCACAGCUGCACACUCUGGUAACACUGGAGAUGGAGCUACAAAGAACAGAUACCAAAAACCAGAGUGAAAUGUUGAAUUCCGUCUCUUCAACACAACAAGAAAACCCAGAGGAACCAAAAGCAAACAGCUCAGACUUGUCUGGAAGAUUGACUGAAAACAAAGUUGGUGAGGACUUGCUGCCAAAAGUGCUCUCUGCUCUUUUACAUCAAAUGCCGCUGCCAGACCUCAAGUCCAAAAACAGACCGAGUGUAACUUCAGACAGACAAAGUCCACCAAACCUGGAAGAGCUGCAGACCGAGCUGAGAGAGCUGAAGAAUCAGUUUGAACAGAUGAAGAGUCAGCACAACAAAGAAAUUAAACUGCUGAUGAAUGAACUAGAUGAGGAGAAAAGGAUUCGUUUGACUUUACAGAUGGAGAUUCAACGUAUGAAGAAACAUAUGUCUAAAUGAUUCAUCCUCAUCAAAGUCAAGAAACUAUUUAACUUAAAAUGAAUUUUAAGAUCCCAUUAUGUUCUUGCACUGUCGAAGGGGUCAUAUUGUGUCAAAUAGUUUUUUAAACCUUAUUUUACAGUGAAUUAUGGUUGAUAUUUCAUGUUAAAUGUUCUUAAAGUGUCUUAAUUCUUUACCUGUAGGACCUCCAUUACAAUAACUAACAAACAGGCUUGCAACAUCUCAUUUCAGUUUUCAGUGUAUGUAAUGUUAAGGUUGUAGAUCCACAGACUUGGGUAAAUUUAUUAUGAUUUUACAGACGAUGUGUGAUCCUUGAGGAAUCAGUGAUUCCUGAUUACAGAGCCUGAGAAGCUGAGUGAAGAAUUGGAGUCUGAGUUUCUGAUUGUCCUAGAUCAAGACUAAGAACCAUGCAUUUAAUGACUUCCUGGAUUCGGCUGUCAGAAGUGUUUAUGUUGAAGGUGCUGAACUUGUGACAUUAACUUGUGUCAGCAGUGAUAUUUGUGCUCAAUGUAUAAGGUUUAGAGUUGUCUCGCAAGACAGUUAGGAGUCAUGAGGUCCCUGGACAGAGGUGUUUGGCGACAUCAAUAUCUAUGUGGGAGAAUGAAGGUCCAAGGUCUUGGAGUCCAGGUACUUCUGAUUUUGCUCUAUGGUUGUAAGACUUGGAUGUUAACCAGUGACCAAAGGAGACAACUGGUUGGCUUUGGUACUAAUUCUUUUCACAGAAACUUAGGGUACCGCUAGAAUGACUUUUUGUCAAAUGAGCAGUUAGUUAGAGAGAGACUCAGAUGAGGAGUAUCAAUUGCAUUGUGAAGGAACAUCAACUAUGACAUUUGGGCCAUGAGGGACUUUUCGCUGGACAUGAACCAGCACACUGCGCCUCAGUGUUGGGGACCCCAGUGGCUGGAGAACGCUUGGCUACAGCAAAUAGAUAGUUACUUUUGGGAGGCGGAGAUGGACUGAUUGUCUGCCAGGGUGGUUGCCAUCCAGGACCCAAGGGGGUUCCAUAGUGUGGUGGAUGAAACAAUAUGCAGCACCAGUGUAUGAAUUCAGAAGUGACCUGGACUGACCAUGAAUGGUUCAUAAUAUGACCCCUUUAAAGUCCUAUAAAAAACUGUGUUAAGUACUUGUUCCUAUAUGAUGAUAAAUUUCUUAAAUGUGAACUAUGAGAAACAUUUGUGUUUGUUGUGUUUGGCUGAUCAAGAUUGUUAAAACUCCACAGGAGCAGAUUCAAGGUGAGACUCUGCAACUAAGAAUGAACAGCUGAUGAAUAAUAAUAAUGGUAAUAAUCACAAGAUGUCUUGUUAUCAUUAUAUACUUUAAUCUUUUUUGCGUAUUUGGUUUAUAUCUGACUGUAAUGUUAAUGCUUCAAGUACACCAUCUUUCCAGUGCUUCCUGUUAUAAUUGAUUACAACACAUUACUGUAAUAUUAGAACAUGUGUUAUGUUUUCUAAUAAUCUGAACAACUUGAGGCAUCUGUUAUAUUAGAGGGUGCAUAUGUCCUUUAGUAUUGUGUAUGAUUUUACCUUCAGAUUAUAUUUAGAUAAAUAAGAUUCAACUUUUCUUGGUGUCUGGAGACGAAUCCUGUUCAAAUAAAA